Molecule: messenger RNA, 1362 nt
Organism: Lachancea meyersii CBS 8951
Lineage: Eukaryota; Fungi; Ascomycota; Saccharomycetes; Saccharomycetales; Saccharomycetaceae
Source: the annotation of a GenBank genome assembly
AUGGGCUAUGUGUGGGACGAAACUUAUGAGCCUGCUACUGUAGCGUUCAUAUUGAUCGGCUCAGCGCUGGUUUUUUUAAUGAUUCCAGGACUGGGGUUUUUAUACUCCGGUCUGACGAGAAGGAAGUCUGCGUUGGCACAAAUAUGGAUUGUGCUUAUGGCUGCUCUCGUUGGGAUGCUACAGUGGUAUUUUUGGGGAUUUUCGCUGGCGUUUUCCAAGACCUCUGUCAAUCAUAAGUUCAUCGGAAAUUUGAACUCUUUCGGGUUCAGAGACGUUUACGGGAAAGCCAGCGAGGAAAGCCAAUACCCAGAAAUAGCGUUUGCCGCUUUCCAAGGCUUGUUUAUGUGUGUGACUCUCAGCAUUGUUGCCGGGUGCACAGCCGAAAGAGGCAGGCUCCUGCCACACACAAUUUUUCUAUUUUGUUUUGCCACGCUUGUGUACUGUCCGGUAACGUACUGGAUCUGGGACGCAGACGGAUGGGCCUACCGUUGGGGUGUAUUAGACUGGGCCGGUGGUGGCCCUGUCGAAAUCCUAUCCAGUGUGGGCGGCUUUGUUUAUUCCGCGUUUUUGGGUAAAAGAAAGGAAAGCUUGUUGAUCAAUUUCAGACCUCACAACGUCUCAAUGGUUACACUGGGCACUUCGCUGCUAUGGUUCGGGUGGUUAGGGUUCAACGCCUGCACCUCUUUAAGCCCCAAUCUCAGAUCGGCUUACGCGUUUAUGAACACAAACCUGAGCGCUGCUGUUGGAGGUAUGACGUGGUGCUUACUGGAUUACAGACUCGAAAAAAAAUGGUCAACAGUGGGGCUCUGUUCCGGAAUCAUAUGUGGCCUAGUAGCGGCCACACCUAGUUCGGGUUGCAUUACUCUAUACGCAUCUGUGAUUCAAGGCAUGGUAGCGGGCGCAGUCUGUAACUUUGCCACCAAAAUCAAGUAUUACCUAAAAGUGGACGAUUCGAUGGAUAUUCUAGCAGAGCACGGUAUCGCAGGCGUCGUUGGCUUAAUUUUCAACGCUCUAUUUGCUGCAGACUGGGUAAUUGGCAUGGACGGGGCUACCGACCAUGAGGGCGGCUGGAUAACGCACAACUACAAGCAGAUGUACAAGCAAAUUGCAUACGUCGCAGCUGUUUACGGUUACGGUGUAGUUGUAACUGCCAUCAUAUGUUUCGUCAUUGACAAGAUUCCGGGCUUGCAGCUCAGAGCUAGCGAAGAGGCAGAAGAACUGGGGCUCGACGAGGAUCAAAUUGGCGAAUUUGCAUACGACUACGUCGAGGUAAGGAGAGACUACUGUUCUUGGGGGUUCAAUAAGCCGGAGGGCUCGUCGGACGAUAACGAAUCACAUCCUCAGGAAGAGAAACACUCGUGA